AUGGCCAACUACAAUAAUUCUCAGCUCCAAUGGAUGGACGCUUCUUUAGCGGACUUUCAUGGUGGUCCGGAUUUGCCGAUGUCUUCUGCGAAAGAGCAAACUCUGCUGUGGCAGCAGAGCUGCUACAUGGGUGACUCCGGAAUAAAUUCUGGAGCCACCACUGAAGCCCCGUCUCUUAUCGGCAAAGAGGAUGAAGGUGAUUUCCAUGGUCCACCGGACUUGCCCAUGGCAUCGGCCAAAGAGCAAACUCUGAUGUGGCAGCAGAACAAUUAUGCGAUCGAGUCUGGGAUUCAAACUGGGACGCCGUCCCUUUCUGGCAAAGAAGACGAUGACAUGGACAUGUUCAACAUGAAUCAAGUGUAUACACCUAGUUACACGCAAGAACAAGUCAAAGAGAUCAACACGCAGCUGAAUCAAACUCGCGGACAAAGAGUAAGAGCUGCGAUGUUUCCAGAAACUCUUGACGAGGGCAUGGAGAUACCUUCCACUCAGCAAUUUGAUUCGGGAAAUCAAACAGCCGUCGAACGCUUAGCAGAGCCGAGUCAAAUGCUGAGACACGCCGUCGUCAAUUUGAUUAAUUAUCAAGAUGACGCGGAUUUGGCUACUAGAGCCAUCCCCGAGUUGAUCAAACUCCUCAACGAUGAGGAUCAAGUUGUGGUCUCUCAAGCGGCUAUGAUGGUCCAUCAAUUAUCGAAGAAAGAGGCCUCGAGGCAUGCCAUUAUGAACAGUCCACAAAUGGUUGCCGCUUUGGUGAGGGCGAUCUCCAAUUCCAACGAUUUGGAGACUACCAAAGGCGCAGUCGGCACUCUGCAGAAGUUAUCGCAUCACAGACAAGGUCUUUUGUCUCUGUUCAAAAGCGGUGGAAUUCCCACUUUGGUGAAACUGCUGAGUUCCCCAGUGGAAAGCGUCCUGUUUUAUGCGAUCACCACUUUGCACAAUCUGUUGUUGCAUCAGGAAGGAUCUAAGGUCGCCGUGCGUUUGGCCGGAGGACUACAGAAAAUGAUUGCCCUCCUGCAGAGGGAUAACGUUAAAUUUUUGGCAAUCGUUACCGAUUGCUUGCAAAUUUUAGCAUACGGCAAUCAAGAGAGUAAAUUGAUUAUUUUAGCUUCUCAAGGACCUAUGGAGUUGGUUCGCAUAUUACGCACUUACCAUUACGAGAAGCUGCUGUGGACUACCUCAAGAGUAUUAAAGGUGUUGUCUGUGUGCAGCAGCUCUAAGCCUGCCAUCGUCGACGCUGGCGGAAUGCAAGCCUUGGCAAUGCAUUUGGGAGGUCAAAGCCAACGAUUGGUUUUGAACUGUCUGUGGACUUUGAGGAAUCUCUCUGAUGCCGCUACUAAGAUUGAUGGCAUGGAAGGUCUUCUGCAAGCGUUGGUACAAGCGCUGCAUUCCGACGAUGUUAAUAUCGUUACAUGCGCCGCUGGCAUUCUGUCCAACAUGACGUGCAAUAAUCAAACAAAUAAGACUGUCGUUUGUCAAGUCGGAGGAGUGGAUGCUUUGGUCCACAUAAUUGCACAAGCCGGGAAUCGCGAAGAGAUCAUUGAGCCUGCUGUAUGCGCUCUGCGUCAUCUGACUUCUCGCCAUGCGGAAUCGGAUAUGGCUCAGAACGCGGUUCGCUUGAACAAUGGUAUACAGGUGAUCAUUAAAUUGCUCAGCCCACCUUCGCGUUGGCCGUUGAUCAAGGCUGUGAUUGGAUUGAUCAGGAACUUAGCACUUCUCCCUGCAAAUCACGAGCCUCUCAGAGAGCACGGCGCGUUGCAUCAUUUGAUGCAAUUGAUGGUUGGAGCUUUCGAAGAUAUCCAGAGAAGGAACAGCACCGGCUUCCAGGGGACCUAUUCUGACGGAGUUCGAAUGGAAGAGAUCGUGGAAGGAACUGUGGGAGUGCUGCAGAUCGUCGCAAAGGAUUCCCAAAACCGCGCUAUAAUCAGGCAACAAAUGGUCAUACCCAUUCUGGUGCAACUGCUAUUUAGCGAAAUAGAGAAUAUCCAGCGUGUGGCUGCUGGUGUACUCUCCGAAAUUUCGUUGGAUAAGGAAGGUGCUGAGCUCAUCCAGCGAGAAGGAGGCACUGCUCCUCUCACUGAGAUCCUACACUCCAUCAACGGAGGUCAUAUGAAUCAGCAACCUAUGAGCAACACACAAACUAUUUCAACAUACGGUGGUGGAGGCAGCGUUACCACCAACUUCGAAGCGAUGGAUAUCGGCAAUUCCAACGAACCUGAACUAAACUUUGAUUACAUCGCUUCUUUGCCAUCGCCACCACAAAAUAACAACCAUAUGGCGGCUUGGUACGACGCCGAUUUGUAAAUA
Nicrophorus vespilloides is the source of this 2304-nucleotide messenger RNA. RefSeq names its product armadillo segment polarity protein-like. Bases 1 to 2301 code for a protein of 766 amino acids. Gene Ontology annotation, biological process: cell adhesion; positive regulation of transcription by RNA polymerase II. Gene Ontology annotation, molecular function: protein phosphatase binding; cadherin binding; transcription coactivator activity. The record is from RefSeq and is a predicted model, not a curated record. NCBI's taxonomy places the organism in Eukaryota, Metazoa, Arthropoda, Insecta, Coleoptera, Silphidae. The transcript has 5 exons. Gene Ontology annotation, cellular component: adherens junction; catenin complex.